Dendroctonus ponderosae (mountain pine beetle) is the source of this 4197-nucleotide messenger RNA. RefSeq names its product speckle targeted PIP5K1A-regulated poly(A) polymerase-like. The coding region runs from base 317 to 2884 and encodes 855 amino acids. NCBI's taxonomy places the organism in Eukaryota, Metazoa, Arthropoda, Insecta, Coleoptera, Curculionidae. The record is from RefSeq and is a predicted model, not a curated record. Gene Ontology annotation, molecular function: RNA binding; RNA uridylyltransferase activity. The transcript has 6 exons.
GUCGGUUGUUUGACGGUGGUGAAGUGUCAGUGGGUACAUAGCUCCGUACAAACCUCAAAAUUUUCCGGUAAUUUCCAAUUUAUCUGUGGAAUAUUGUUAAUUUUCUUAAACAAGACGGUCCGGUUUACCGUUUUGUGCUAUUUUUUCAACCGAAUCGGCGAUUUUUUCGGAAAAACGGGUUUUUGAAAUCGGUAAAUUCUGACGUCUAGCUGCCACUUGAUAGAGGAGGUGACUAUUUGCAACAGUGCCUGUCUUUGAUGUUUUGGGGCUUUUUGGAUAUGGAAAGGACUAUUUCGAUACGGAAAUAUGCAGUUUAAUGAAUAAAUCCGAUAUUGUCUUAAGCAAAAGCCUAUCACGCAUUUUGAGGCACAGGGCCAGAGAGGAGCACCUUUGCAUCAGCCAGGAGGGUUACGUUGCGGUCGACGAGCUGUUGAAGAAUAGAUAUUUUCACAACUGCACCGUUGAGGAUAUAAAACGAGUGGUGGAUAGCAGUGACAAACAGCGAUUUAGUCUCAGAGUUUUUAAUGGUGCCCUAGAAAUCUGUGCCAACCAAGGGCAUUCUAUUCAAGGCCUUGAUAAGCUGAGCCUUGUGCCCAUAAGGGAACCUGGACAAUUCGAGGUGAUUCAUGGAACCUACUUUGGAAAGUGGGCGAAAAUAAAGCGCGAGGGGCUCAGUCGCAUGUCUAGAAACCACAUACACUUUGCCAAAGGUUUACCGUGCGAUAAAAGUGUUAUUAGUGGCAUUAGAAGCAAUUGUCAGGUGUUUAUUUACGUCAAUCUGAAAGCGGCCCUUGAAGCAGGAAUUCCGUUUUUCCUGUCAUCAAAUGGGCAGAGUUUGCGAUCUAUAUGGACAUUUGCUGUGGAACAAUUAACCAUGGGAAACGAUAGUGAAAAUGCCAGUACCGUGUACCAUUGCGCCAACUGCAAUAUGAAUUUUCCCAAUAAGAAAGCUUAUGAUAUUCACAACAAUCAGCCAGCACACCAAAUGGUUGCAAAAGCCACCACUAUCAGCGGAAAAAAAAAUUUUCAAAGGCCAGGAAUUUACGUGCGGGGCUAUCCACAGCACACGUUGCAGGCCGAUUUGGUUAAGUAUUUUUCGCAGUUUGGGCCGGUAGUAUGGGUGCAUUUUGGGUACGACUUUACCUUGUUGGAUUUCAACGAAAAAUCCAUUGUGGAAAAGGUGCUCUCGAAAAACUGCCACUAUUUGAAUGGGCGACGACUUUUAGUCAAAUACAAAGAAAAUAAAAAGGCUUUUGGCCCAGUGCGACAGGACAGAACUGAUGAUAAAACUUUCGAAGCGAUAGUCACUGGAUUGAAAGACGUGGACGACUUUGAGGUAGAAUUUGGUGUUAUGAUUGCAAAGCUAAAGCCGAAUCGAAGGGCCCAGGAGGUGGAAGCGUACGAAUUGAUUUGUAAGGAUCUGCGCCAGUUUUUGGGGGAAAAGUUUUUCAAUAUGGAAGUGCACCCGUUUGGUUCCACUGUGACGGAAUUGGGCUUCAGCAACAGCGACAUCGACGUAUAUCUGGCCAAUGUGAAGCCGUUUGCACAGCCGGACGAUAUUCCCAUUCUGCGUGAAAUUAAGAAGAUUUUGGUGAGAUCACACAGGUUUGGUUGUUGCUUCGUUAUUCCCAGUGCCAACGUGCCCAUAGUCCGAUGCGUACAUUUGAAGACUGGGAUACAGUGCGACAUUAACAUUAACAACAUGUUGGGGGUGUUCAAUAGCGAGCUUAUUCGCUACUAUAUGAGCAUUGAUCCGAAAGUGCAACAGGCCAUGCUGGUCUUGAAGUACUGGGCGAAAUGCCACAAUUUCAAGGGCCAAAGUCAGUUUUUUUCGAAUUACGCCUUCACGAUGAUGUUUAUUUUUUUCUUACAACAAAGUCCUUACUACCUCCCAACCGUUGAGUCAAUUCAGCAAGUGAAACAGCAGACUUUUUGGAGCAUUCCCCAUCAUUCUAAGCCGCCGUUUGCGCCCAUGGCUCAGUUCCGAAGUGAGGCCUUGACGAAAGCGCUCCUGUUGGAGCUGGUGGAGCAAUUCUUCAAGUUCUACGCAGAAUAUCCUUACCACCAGGAAGUUAUUUGCCCUUAUCUGGGAAAGUCAAUUUUAAAAGAAGCCUUUCAAUCGCCCUCAGAGCAAGCGAACUGUAAAUUUCUCCAAGCAAGCAUGGCAGGCAACGAAGAUAAUGGGCUGGCUGUUAGUCGUACAGUUUGCGUACAAGAUCCCCUGGAUCUCAACAAAAACGUGACCAUUACAGUAACUGGUCCCAUGCUCAGGCGACUGGUGCUCUUUUGUAGGCUGGGCAAGAAAAUUUGCGCCAGCAGAAAAUCCGUGCUGUAUAAACUAUUGACUGAAGUCCCAUGCGACUACAAAAAACAGCCAGUGCACGAAAACGCUGACUCGUUUCAAGUAGUCAUUCACGAGGCGGUGAUCGGUGGCCCGGAGUGGUUCAAAAACCUUAUAGAGUUUCUACGAAUUGCCCUGGAAACGUUUCUGCUUUUCACCGUUACAACUGAAGAGGAGCAUGCAGACAACCAGACAGUCACAGUCUUCGCAUGCAAUUGCAAGUAUAGCCUGUGGGACGGCAGAAAGUCCACGGCCAAGCAGUUGAACUUAUCUGCGCAGAAACUGAGCCUUGUGGAAAGGGAACAAACUAUUACAAACCACAUGAAAGCUGCGAUUCCUGAUCAUAUGAAAGAUCUUCCCGUCCUUCUCAGCUUCAAGAUUACUGUGACUCGCAAUGAGGACGAGGCGCUGAUUUGCGCCAAUAAGCUGGCAGCUUACAAGAAGACCUUCAAGUCAUUUGCCCAGUUUUUUGUUUGUAACUUUGCGACCUGGUUUGAGCUGUACCAAAACGACGACAAUGUCAGUGAAUUAGGGCGGCAGUAGGUUUUAUUCAUGGAAUUUGGUAUUCUGUACAGAGUGUCUCAGAAAUAAGUACCGUGAAUUGAAGUAAAUUUUAAUGAAACUUUGGACAGGGAAGGCUGUAUCGCCAUGGCAUGAAAAUAUUUUUUUAGGGUUAAACACGCUAUAUUGUCGUUCCCUUAUGAACGCACAAAUUUGUAAAUACAAAGAAAAAAUAAAAAUAAAAUCUAAUAAUAUUAAUAAUAAAAAAAGGGGAAUUAAUUGCUGCCAACAACAGGUAUGCCAGCAUGGUUUUACCUAAACCAGCAAGGAAUUGAAAAACAACGUCGGUUGUUUGGCCUUAAAAUCGUCAAAUAAGUAGGACCGCAAAGGUUCCUGAACGGCAAAGGGGGAUUAGGAAACCGAUAAAGUGCGAGCAAAUUUUUACGGUAAAAAAAAUCCCCCACCAGAGAAACUCAACACCUGAAAAUAAAGUUAAUUAAUAAUAAUAAUAUGAAUUGAAAAUCUGCCCCAAAACUGGGCUGUUUUUCAUUUGAUGUGUCUGCAUUCUGAAAUCGACUACUUUUAACUGUGACCAGGUAGCUACUUGAAGUUUACACAUGUUGUAGAAGAAACUCUGAUCUAGAAAUCCUGUAAGUUUGACACGUCUUGCACAACGUGAAAUUCUCACAGGUUAUACAAGAAGAAUAUAAAUCUAUGGAUCUGAAAAGUUUUAAACCCGAGCCAACUACAUUUUUGAUAAUUUUUCAAAAUCUGCCCUAGAAACUGACUGUUUUGCAUUUGCCGCGUCUGCAUUCUCAAAUGGCUCACUUUUAAAGACGAUCAAGUAGCGACUUGAAAUUCCCAUGUCUUUAUAGAGCAAGUCUGAAUCUAUCAAUCCGGAAAGUUUCAUUCUAAACAAGCUCCAGCUCGAUUUUUGUCAUUGUCUGAAAAUCUGCCCCAAAACUAGACUGUUUUUCAUUUGGCGCGUCUGCAUUUUAAAAUCGACUACUUUUAACUGUGACCAGGUAGCUACUUGAAGUUUACUACUCAAGUUAUAGAAGAAACUCUAAUCUAUAAAUCCUAUAAGUUUCAUUCUCAAGCUGUCCCAGCUCGAUCGUUUACAAUUUUUCAAAAUCUGCUUAAAAACUAGAGUGUUUUUAAUUUAGCGCGCCUCUAUUCCUAAACGGCUUUACUUUUAAAUGUGAACCAGUAGCGACUUUAAAUUCUCACACGUUAUACAAGAAGGUUAAAUCUAUGAAUCUGAAAAGUUUUGUUCUAAACCCGAGCCAACUGAAUUUUUGAUAAUAUUUCAAAAUCUGCCCUAGAAACUUGACUGUUUUGCAUUUGCCGCGUCU